AUGAGCACUGACAUCGAAGGGAUAAAAAGCAAAGAUGAUGCAGCAUUCAAAUUGAAGACUGAAAUAAACGGAAUUGAAAAGGAAAUAAAAAGUUGGUUUAUUAAAAGAAGAUUAAACAUGGAGUUGAAUUAUUCACUAAAUAAUAUUUUUAGUAAUUAUAACAUUGUAGGAUUGUCAAUUAACAAAAAUAUAGACCCAAAGGAAAAGAUGCUGUGGUAUGAUAUUGUUAAUGGAAAGCCAGAACUAGAAGACACCUUAAGUUUAGAUGCAAAAGAAUACAAAGCAGACUUGUAUAAUAAUAUGUGGAAUAAUAGCACAACAGUUGAUAACCCUUGUAGAUUAGUUGGUUCAAUUUUCUUUCGAUGUUUAAAAAGUAAUUAUCAUUUAAAAGAAUCUGAAAGAGAAGGAACUUGUAUUCAUAGUUUUAUGAACUUCAACAAUUGUAGAAAGGCCUUAAAAUUGCAACAAGCAAAUAACAUAAAAAAUGCACUUACAAAUCAGCACGUGGAAGAUACACAUGCCAAAGCUCUCUUUCAGCGUAGGAGUGAGCUACUUGAUAAGUUGGACAGAAGCAUGUAA
Molecule: messenger RNA, 579 nt
Organism: Plasmodium gonderi
Lineage: Eukaryota; Apicomplexa; Aconoidasida; Haemosporida; Plasmodiidae
Exons: 1
Coding region: 1-579 (192 amino acids)
Source: RefSeq, a predicted model, not a curated record